CAAAGCCGCCAUACGGGAUGCCUCGCAUCUCCAGCCGUACAGGAACAAGCCUUAUCCUGUCGUGGAACCCCCCACCCCCGCAACAGGACUCUGACAGCCCCAUCUCAUAUAUCAUCGAGUUCAGGGAGUCAGAGGACUCCCGGUGGCAGGUGAAGGCUAAGAAUGUGCGUGAGACGUCUUACCUGGUGGACCGCCUGCAGGAGGACUGUGUCUACUUCUUCCGCGUCAGCACCGAGAACGACUUUGGCGUCAGCGAGCCGUCAGAGGAGAGCAAGGCCUCCAACAUACACGAGGGCUCGGACUCUGAGGAUGAGGAUGUGUUGGGGAGACCAGGUCUGGUACGGCAGGGCUCCGUGAAGCGCCGCGGGCCGCCCGGAGCGCCCGAGUUCCUCAGCCUGCCCGAGGACUGCUUCACCCUGGAGGGGGGGACGGCCGUCUUCAACUGCAUGCUGAGCACCCGGCCCGCGGUCAGCACCGUGCAGUGGCUGUGGAUGGGCAAGGUUAUACAAGAGAGCAGAAAAACACCAGCCUGUGUUUGAUGCGCGGACGGGAGAGUCCAGCCUGACGGUGCAGAGCGUGUCUCUGAGGGACAUGGGACAGUACCAGGUGAAAGCUGAGAACCAGCACGGAGCUAUG
Molecule: messenger RNA, 636 nt
Organism: Branchiostoma belcheri (Belcher's lancelet)
Lineage: Eukaryota; Metazoa; Chordata; Leptocardii; Amphioxiformes; Branchiostomatidae
Product: titin-like
Exons: 4
Coding region: 18-539 (173 amino acids)
Molecular function (GO): protein binding
Source: RefSeq, a predicted model, not a curated record